AUGACCGAGGGGAAGAUCGUUUCUUGGAUCAAGUCCGAGGGCGAUAAGCUCAGCAAGGGCGAGAGCAUCGUCGUCGUCGAGUCCGAUAAGGCCGAUAUGGACGUGGAAACCUUCUACGAUGGAUAUCUCGCCUCAAUCAUGGUCGAAGAGGGCGGCGUCGCCCCCGUGGGCUCGGCGAUCACGUUGCUCACCGAGAUCGAGAUCGAGCAGGCUAGGUCAAAGGCCCAAUCUUCCUCCUCCUCAUCCGAAACCCUAGAUUCAGAUUCCCCUCCGGCGCAGCAAGAAGCCCUAGAUUCAGAAAGUGGCUCCAGUUGUGUGGGGGUUCGAAACGAAAAGAGCUCUGCUUCUCAUGACUACUGGAUAUUUGUUGUUCAUGGCUUCAAACUUGAAGCCAUCAUGCUUGUUGAACAAGGUACUGAAGGGCUAUGCAACUCAGAGUGUAAUACUACAUAUCGAGCGCGCAUAUCAAGAGAUGUUGCUGAAUUUGUAUAUAAACACCAUCCUUCUGUUGAUAAAUUGGCAAAUGUCCUGUGUAAAGACCUUCCUUAG
Molecule: messenger RNA, 549 nt
Organism: Asparagus officinalis (garden asparagus)
Lineage: Eukaryota; Viridiplantae; Streptophyta; Magnoliopsida; Asparagales; Asparagaceae
Product: dihydrolipoyllysine-residue acetyltransferase component 5 of pyruvate dehydrogenase complex, chloroplastic-like
Exons: 4
Coding region: 1-549 (182 amino acids)
Biological process (GO): pyruvate decarboxylation to acetyl-CoA
Cellular component (GO): chloroplast envelope; pyruvate dehydrogenase complex; chloroplast thylakoid
Molecular function (GO): dihydrolipoyllysine-residue acetyltransferase activity
Source: RefSeq, a predicted model, not a curated record